AUGUUAGAAAAGUUUGGUUCUAAAUUUACUUAUAGAACAUUUGUUGGAAGUUCAACUAAUAAAAAUGAAGUAUGUGAAUUAUGCUAUUAAACUUUUGAUUGGUAUUAAAUAGUUUAAAAAAAUAUCAAAGGAAACACAAAUAACAUCAAUGUAAAAGAUGUCUUAGAUAUGUAUGUUACAAUUGUGGUCCUGAUAAGGCAAUCAUUCCAUCUCAUGAUUUAAAAACUCCUCAUAGAAUUUGUAAGAAUUGCAAAGAUGAUUCAAAACAUCAAAUAUAAUAAAUGGAAGUAGAAAAAUGCAAAUUUGGAUAAUUAUCUGGGAUUGGAAAAAGAUGGGCUUAUUUGGCUUAGGGAGAUGAGUAUUAUUUUAUACAUUUUUCAGUUUUUUAAUUGAUAAGGCUUAAGAAGAAUACUAAAAAUCAUUACCUAAAAUUUUAAAAAAUGCAAGCAAUGAAACAAAAAAUUAAAUAUAAACUAAUCUUCAAAGAUUUUUUAAAGAGGUAUUCAUAUUAAUUAUAAUCUAUUUUAGAAUAAAAAAACUUUAAAUUAUUCUUUAUAUGAUUGGAAUUAUAAAAUGUGUUAAGGAGAAUAAGAAAUUUCUAUAUUGACUAAAAUAUCAAAUGUCUUACAUUGUUUUUUCUAAUCCAAUCCUGUUAAAUUAACUAGAAAUCUAGUCUUUAUAACUACUUAUAUUUUGUAUUUUUGCGAUGAAGCUAUAUGUUUAACUUUAUUAUAGUUUUUACAUUAAAAAGUAUUCCCUUCCAGAUUUCAAUACCAUAAAUUAGAUACAGAAGAAAAUAAACCUAUUGAUUAAGAAGUCAAAUUUUUAAUGGAUUGUAUUUUAGAAUAAUCUAGUUCUACAAUUGAUUCUCUAUUGAAAUCCAAAAUAAAGGUAUUUUUGGAUACUUAUUCAUCUGAUAUCCUAACAACUCUUAUGUUUAAUCAUAUAGAAUUUUAUGUUGGAUAUUUUCUCUUUAAUCAAUUGCUAAUCAAUAGAGAAGUAUAUAUGUUCUAUCUACUUGAUAUAGUUUUCUAUUUAUGAGAAAUUUUUAGCAAAUAUUUGUUUGGAAUUACAGAAAAUCAUAACAGAUGUAUCAAUAGAUGAAAUACCACUUUAAAUUAUGAAAAACAUUUAAUUAGAGUAGUUAACAACUUUUUUAUAAAUGGAAGAUUAACAAAAAAGAAAAUAUAGAACUAGUUUAACAAGUAAGGAUUAACUAAGUUAAUAAUCAUAAAUAAUCAUUACAUAAUAAUAAUAGAAGAAAGAAGAAUAACAAUAACCAAGAUAAUCAAUUAAUGAUAAUUCUCUAGAAUAUUUAUUAGAUUCAUUUAUAGGACUAUUAAAAGAUAAUUAAUAUUAUAAAAUAGAGUAAAUGAUAUAAAAUGAAAUGUAUGAUAAUCAUAAGAAUUAAAUAAAAGAAUUAUAUUAAGCCAUCAAAAAAUAAAAUGAAGAAUUGUCAGGUUUAAGAAAUUCUAUAAAUUAUGCAAAAUAAGAUUAUGAUUUAGAAUCUGAUACUAGUAAUUCAAGGAUAUCUAGAAGUUCAAUAAAAUUAGAUGAUGCUGAAAGAACUUAUUUUUAAAGAGAAUUAUAAGAAAAAAAUAAUUAGAAAAGAGAAUUAGAAGAAAAAGUAUAAGAUUUAAAAUAAUUAAUUCAAAGAUAUAUUGAUUAACAAUAAUAAAGUGAAUUGGAUAAUUAUAAUACAGUUAGUAAUUUAAAAGCUUAAUUAUCUAAUAAUGAUUAGUCAUCAGAAAAUACUAAAGAAAUCUAUAUGAAAGCUUUUGAAUAAAAAGAGGAGAAUUAUAGAAAUCAAAUAUCUAAAUUACAUUCAGAAAUUAGUAGUUUAAAAUUUGAGAUAAAUAAUUUAUAAAUCUAAUUAUAAUAAAGUUAAAAAAACAAAACUGAAUUUGAAAAUUAAUUGAAGGAGAAAAUAAAUAGUGAAUAUGAAUAAGAAGUAUAUCGAUUAACAGAAGAAAGGGUUUAAUUAUUGAAAAAAACAUCUAUUUUGUAAUAAUAAAAUUCAUAUUUCUCUUUAAAAUAUGAGGAAAAAGAGUUAGAAAUAUUAGAGUUAAAGAAAUAACUAGAAGAAUAAAAAAAAAAUACAGAAGAAAUAAGUAUAUUAUAUGCUAAAUAAAAUGAAUAAUCAGAAAAAUUAAAUAAACAUAUAGAUGAUUUAAAUGUAUAAAUUUUAGGUUUGAAAAGAAAAGAUUUUGAUUAAAAUUUUAAUUAAACUAAUGUUUAAACAAAUAUUAAUAAAGAAUUAUAAGAAAAUAAUAUAUAAAUAAGAAAUAAUCUUUUAUAAAAGGAGAAAGAAUUAUUUAAUUUGAAAUAGAAAUUUGUAGAAGUGAAUUAAUUAAAAAUUGAGUAUUUUGAUUAGAUGUAGAAUUAUGAAAGAAUUAAUAAGGAAAUUAAUCAAGCUCUUAAAUAAUAUGAAGGAAAGGAAAUUCAUUAAUUAAAAUCAUUUUAUGAAGAAAAGAUCUCAUUAUUAGAAUAAACUCAUGAAGAAUAAAUGAAUAGAUUAUUAUCAUAAUUUUAACAAAAUCAACCAAACUAAUAAGAAUAAAAGACUACCAAUUAUCAAUAAUAAUUUAAAGAUAUAUAACCUUAUUAAGAAAAGCAAAUAAUUGAAGAACAAUCAUAAAAUUAAAGUGUUGGAUAAACUGAUGAUUGUACAAUAUUCUGA
Paramecium pentaurelia is the source of this 2680-nucleotide messenger RNA. Lineage: Eukaryota; Ciliophora; Oligohymenophorea; Peniculida; Parameciidae. The record is from the annotation of a GenBank genome assembly.